Aspergillus versicolor CBS 583.65 is the source of this 1505-nucleotide messenger RNA. RefSeq names its product zinc-binding alcohol dehydrogenase family protein. The coding region runs from base 1 to 1059 and encodes 352 amino acids. Gene Ontology annotation, molecular function: oxidoreductase activity, acting on NAD(P)H. The record is from RefSeq and is a predicted model, not a curated record. NCBI's taxonomy places the organism in Eukaryota, Fungi, Ascomycota, Eurotiomycetes, Eurotiales, Aspergillaceae. The transcript has 5 exons.
AUGUUCCAUCCUAUCAGUAAUAACGCUUUAGUUAUAAAAACGACUGGAGGGAAGUCAUCAUUCGAGCAACGUCUAAGUCAAAUUCCCAAGCCGCGCGCGAAUCAAGCACUGGUGCGCGUCUCUCACGUGGCUCAAAAUUCAAUAGAUGGCAAGAUAUCCUACUCGUUUGACAAUGGGAAUUUCGGAGACGGAGAUGUUCUGGGAUGCGACUUCGUGGGCACUGUUGAGGAAAUUGGAGAUGCUGUCUCCAAGCUCAGCAAAGGUGACAUAAUCGCUGGAAUUGUUCUAGGGGGGAAAAUCAAGGGUCUCGGAGGGUAUAGCGAGUACACUUUGGCUGACGAGGAACUCUGUUUUAAGCUACCGCCCAAUAUCCCUCGAGAAGAAGCCGUCACAGUCCCGCUGGCAGUUUGUACGGCCUAUCUGGGCCUUUUCUCCGCGGGGUGCCUCAACAUUGACCGGAAAGAAGGCCCGGAAGCUUCUAUCCUCAUAUGGGGUGCUAGCUCUUGUGUUGGACGUUUUGCGAUUCAAAUUGCUACGAUUUAUAGAUUCCGUGUUAUAGCAACCUGUAGCCCCAGCAACUUCGAUCUUGUCCGAUCGCUAGGAGCAAGCCAUGUCCUUGAUUACCGUGACAUGGACGUGAUACCUCGCAUCCAUGAGCUCUCGCCGAGGCUAGAAUAUGCUUUCGACACCAUGGGGUCAUCGAAGACUUCAUCUACUGUCUCAGAAGCGCUCACUGGUGUCAGCCGUAGGCUAUGCACCAUACGUCAAAGCGAUGCAUAUCAAUCGAAUAUCUCUUCAUAUGCAUCAAUUACUGACGUCUGCGUUUGGAAGGCGUUUUUGCACGAUCACUGGGAAGGUGAAAGGCGGUUCUCUCCAUCAGUAAGCAGCCACAACUCGGCAACUGAAUUGUUUUCCGCUGUCGGAAAUUGGCUCCGAGAUAGUAUAAUAAAACCAAACCAUCCACGAAUACUCAAGGGAGGUUUGUAUGCUGUUAAAUCCGGCUUUGAACUGGACCGCUCCGAAGGUCCCCUUGAUUACAAACUCGUAUAUGAAAUUUAAGAAAGUCGUCAAUUCUAACCUGAAUGACUUAUCGUGACGGCUGGCUCUUUCUGUUUGGUUGGGCAAAAGGGUCCAAUCACUGCGUGGUUGAUCUGCCCGGCAUUUCGAACACAUCGCUGGCGGUAUUGGAAAACGCGAUAUUUCUGGGGCCUCCUAAUUGACUUUUCUACCAAUCUCAGAACAUGCGAUUUAAUGUUGCCCUGCCGGAAAUCGUUUUGGUUAUACCAGGCUGUAUUGAUAUCGCUGCAAAAUUGACUCUACCAAAUAAAUUUAUCAUUCCGUUAUCACGGGGUCAUACUAGAUCCUGAAUAUACACCAUCUUUGUUCCGGCGGAGCAGCAGAAAAUAGUUGACGAUACAAGUGCAGUUGGACUAUCUACAUCAGAUAUUCGCUUCCCCGAAGUGAAAGCCCAUGGAAUUAGAUUAAAAUUGAGCCCUGAAAUUCCC